UCCAUAAUGGCUCCAAAAAAUGUGCUCAUCACAGGCUGUUCUUCAGGAAUUGGGCUAGCACUGGCUGUAAAAAUGGCCUCAGAUGAACAGAAAAGAUUCAAAGUAUAUGCUACAAUGCGAGACCUGGCUAAAAAGGACAAACUUGCAGAAGCUGCAGGCAGCACUAUGAGAAACACCUUGGAAAUUAAACAAUUGGAUGUUUGUAAUGAAGAAUCUAUUAAAAAGUGCAUCAGUAGCAUCCCUGGAAGGAUUGAUAUCCUAGUUAGUAAUGCUGGCAUGGGACUCAUUGGACCUAUUGAAUGCCAAACCAUCGAAGAGAUGCAAAAUGUGAUGGAUACAAACUUCUUUGGGUUGGUUCGACUGCUGAAGGAGGUCUUACCUGACAUGAAGAAGAGAAAGAGUGGUCAUAUAGUUGUUAUUAGCAGUGUCAUGGGAAUACAAGGCAUUUUGUUCAAUGAUGUCUAUGCCGCGUCUAAAUUUGCAGUGGAAGGAUUCUGUGAAAGUUUAGCCAUACAAGCACUCAAGUUUAAACUUCACCUAACUCUGAUUGAACCAGGCCCAGUAGUUACAGAGUUUGAAAGGAAGGUUUUUGAAGAUGGAAUGAAAAUGGAUCUUUCAGCUGCAGAUGAGGAAACAGCAGACAUGUUUGUAAAUAUUUACCUGAAAAAUUAUAAGCAAAUUUUCCAAACUCUAGGACAAACUGCUGAAGACAUUGCAGAGCACACAGUAAAGAUAAUUCUGGCAGAAAAUCCACCUUUUCGUCACCAGACCAACACUUUAUACACUCCAAUGACGACGCUGAAAUAUGCUGACCCAAAUGGAGACCUGCCUAUCGAUACAUUCUACAAAAUGGUUUUUCAGCAUGAUAAGAUUUUCAGCGCAAGUCUUAACUUCAUUAAACUGCUGAGAUGGAAAAGCAGAAAGAGCUUUGACUUAGGAGGCACAUCUUCUCAAUGA
Messenger RNA from Hemicordylus capensis (graceful crag lizard), 957 nucleotides. RefSeq names its product retinol dehydrogenase 8-like. Gene Ontology annotation, cellular component: cytoplasm. NCBI's taxonomy places the organism in Eukaryota, Metazoa, Chordata, Lepidosauria, Squamata, Cordylidae. Gene Ontology annotation, molecular function: estradiol 17-beta-dehydrogenase [NAD(P)+] activity. The transcript is spliced from 6 exons. Bases 7 to 957 code for a protein of 316 amino acids. Gene Ontology annotation, biological process: estrogen biosynthetic process. The record is from RefSeq and is a predicted model, not a curated record.